Messenger RNA from Panonychus citri (citrus red mite), 3988 nucleotides. RefSeq names its product transmembrane protein 218-like. Lineage: Eukaryota; Metazoa; Arthropoda; Arachnida; Trombidiformes; Tetranychidae. Bases 2181 to 2672 code for a protein of 163 amino acids. The transcript is spliced from 2 exons. The record is from RefSeq and is a predicted model, not a curated record.
AGAUAAAAAACCACCUACACCUUAAAGUCCUUUUCUUUUUUCCUCUAUCUGUUUCUCUCUCUCUCUCCCUACCUCUCUCCCUUUUUUCUUUCUCUUUCUCUUGGGUAAAUCAAUAUAAGAUGAGGAGACAAAGAAACCUCUAAUUGCUGGCUAUUUCCUAGAUUAACCUAGUUAAUUAUCGUUGUCAACAAAACCUUCACUGAUCGGUUUCUUUCAAUUCUCUCUUCGAUAAACUCAUAACAAGAUAAACAUACACACACACAUAAACAACAUUGACAGACACAAUUCAACACAACAACAUCAUCAACAACAACAACACACACACACACAUUAUCAAAGAUACUUAGACAACAAGCAAUCAGUUGCAAUCAUCUAAAAAUGAUUUAUAUUAGUGGUUUAUCCUGAUUCGUGACUUUAAACAAUCAACGAUUAAAAAGGAGCCAAGAUUUGUUCAACUAUCCUGAUGAUAUAAAAAACAAACUAUAUUCAAGUUGAUUUAGUAAAAUCUUAACAUCAAACAAUCAUUUUUAUUUAUUGAGCAACAAACACACACACACAAACCACCCACAACAUCACCAUCCAUUGAAACAACAACAACAACAACAUCAAAAUUGAGUUGAUUGUUUACAAAUUAUUGACAAUUUAGUUAGUUAAAAAUAAUGAUAAACAUCAAAUGAUUGCAUUUACUUGUUGUGUGUCCAUGUGUUUGUAUCUUGAUCUGUGUUAGUUUUUGUGUCUGCUUUUAAUUGUUUAUUCAUUUUUUUGGACAUGGGAUUUUUGGUUAAUCAUUAUCAUUAAUACUGGGAGUCACCUCUGACCUUAUCUAACCUUCCUCUCUCUUCCUCUCUCUGGUUCAAUCUAUUCAAUCGUUACCAAACCUUAUCCUCCAAAUGGACAUUACCGUUUACCUUUGGGUGGACAUCACACUUGACUUACUAUUAUUUUUCUGUGUCUCUUAAUUGUUGCCAUGUUUUCAAUGUCUUUAUCCACCAACCAAUGAUCAGAGACUUAAUUAUGAAUAACUUUAAGUUAAUUGUAACCUAAAGUUAAAUGCAACAUCAUUGGGCAUUAAUUAAUCACCUUACCUGUCUUGCAAUAAGUGUGAUGUCCACUCGAGACUAUUAUUUAGGUGGACAAUCUCAGAGGUGUUAACCCUUUCGGUAUUAACCUGGUUAACCCAAAAACCCAAUAAUGAAUAAUUAAAAAAAAGAUUAAUUUGAUCAAUUAAUUGUUAGAUAAAACUGUCCAUGUAAAAUAUGAUAUUUAAUCAAACCAACAAUAUGAAUUAACCUUAAUUAUUAAUAUAAAUAACCAAAAAAGCCAAGGAUUUUGAUAGACCUGUUCAAUUGCAAUCAAAAACAACCAAAACAAUUAAUAAAUUGAAAAACCUUAAAUCAACGUUAAUGAUAAACAAUUAACGUUUAAAUUAAAUCAAAUCAUUCUUUAGUUAAUUUGUUUCAAAACAAAUAUCGAAAUCAAUUUUAAUCAUUUGAAAUUUUCAGUUUAAAUUGUUGAUUUAAUCAUGAUUACGGUUUUGAUGAUGAUAAUGAAACUUAAAAGGAUGAUUAACAAUUAAGCUAUUUAAUUGCUACAAGAUUUCGUGACAAUCAAUACUUAUAAUAUCCAAAGAUGAUGAAGAUAUUGUGAUGAUGAUUAAACUUUAAAGUUAAGUAUGAAAAUCUCACAAUUAAAUACAAAUUGUCAAGAAAUUUAUUGUUGAUUAACCUUAUUUAAUGUUUAACUGCAAUUUGAUUACUUUUGAUUAACCACAAAGUGGAUUGAUGCCAAAUCAACAGAGGAUCAACAUCAACAUCAACAACAACAAUCAAGAUUCAUUUAAAAUUGUGAUUAAAAAAAGACGAAAUUAUAAUUAGAAAGUUUUUUUCAUUCGUUAAAUUUAGAUCAGCAGUUUACAUCACAAUUAGUAACUGAAUCAACAUGAUUAUCUUAAUAAUCAAUCAAUAGCUUCUUGAUAGUUCGGUCGAUAAUUCAACUCGCUAAUCCUCCCGCUGGAUUGACCGAUGUAAACAAAUCGAAACCGAUAAUUCAGAAUAGGAAAAUUGUUUCCAUGGUAAUAACAUUUCCAUGAAUAUCAAAACAUUAACUGGUACAAGUACAACAAUCAAAGUUGAUCGGAUAAAUUAACAAUUGAUUUACUGUGAUCGUGAUUAACUUGAGCCAUGAGACUUUUCGGAAUAGGAUCUGGAUUAUUUAUAUUGUGUCUUCUUUGGGCACUUACGAUUAUUGUCCUAAUGCUAACUACCAAAGCCAAACCUCCGUUCACGUCAUUGGGUCCAGUUACUCUGUUAAUUUCCACAUUGGUGACAACUUUACUCCUUUUGGUUCCUCGGUCACCAUUCGUUGAAAAAGAGAUGACCAGUUCUGAACCGAUCGAAAGCAAACCAAUAGCCCCUGAAGACUUAACUGAUUGGAUGCAAUUUGGAAGAUCAUUAAUUAUUAUGAUCAAUUUGAUUUCUCUUGUAAUUAGUUUAGCUCUGAUCUACUCUCGGUGGAUAACCAAGAAUAUGACUCGUUUAAGAGCUCCGAGUGUUGACUUUUUACAAAUUCGAGAACUGGAAGUAGUUAAUGAAAAUAAUGAAGCCAACGGAGAAAGUAAAUCACAAGGAAAAAAGAACAAAAAAGCUGAGACAAAGAAAACUCGAAAAAAAUGAUCGACCACCAGAAUACGAUUCGAACUGUGCUCUUACCAGAAAUUCUUUCUCAUCAGAAAGUUCUACAUAUCGUUUCAAUAGAAAAAAUCUCCAAUCGCGAGGGGAAGCAAAAUAAUAUGGACAUACGAUAUUCUAUUAGUACAUAAAAUAAUUCGAUCGAAAAAAUUAGCGAGACACAAAUUCGAUUUUCAUUUACGACAGUCAAUACACACGAACGGACGUUUCCAAAUCAAUCCUUUGGGUGACUUAGUUUUCUUUGCUUUUGGUGCCUUUCAAGUCCCUCGAAUAUUGACAACGCUGAUACACUCAUGAUUCGGCAUUUGAGGUUCGAACACCGCACAAAGUCUUGUUCAGAAUUUCUCGAUCUAGUAGAAGAUCAAUAUAUGGAUCCUCUUCGGUGAAAACGGUCUCAAUAAACUGAACAUCCGUUGCUAGGACCUUUUCCCAGUCGACUAUCAAAUGAUUGAAGAUUUCGCGACAAUCAAUUAUACAAAGAUGAUGAAGAUAAUGUGAAGAUGAUUAAACUUUAAAGUUAAGUAUGAAAAUCUCACAAUUAAAUACAAAUUGUCGAGAAAUUUAUUGUUGAUUAACCUUAUUUAAUGUUUAACUGCAAUUUGAUUACUUUUGAUUAACCACAAAGUGGAUUGAUGCCAAAUCAACAGAGGAUCAACAUCAACAUCAACAACAACAACAAUCAAGAUUCAUUUAAAAUUGUGAUUAAAAAAAAGACGAAAUUAUAAUUAGAAAGUUUUUUUCAUUCGUUAAAUUUAGAUCAGCAAUUUACAUUAUCAAUUACUAUCAACAUAAAACCCUAUCCAAUUUCACCAACUGGCAACAAGCUCAUUAAAUCAUCAACAAUUAACUCAAUUAUAAUCAACUAUCUCCAAUUGAUGAAAACUAAACAUCUACAAUUUAAAACGCAAUUGAAAAUUUCAACCAUUAACGUAGGCCCACAAUUGAUUAACUAAAUUGAGAUGAUCCAUAUCUUGAUCUUAAUUGUGAUAAUUUCAUUUGUAGAUUAACCUUGAAGUAUUUACUACUAUUAGUCUAAUUGAGACGAUUUUGUUAAACAUUUUUAAUUGAUUGUCGUGUUAACUAUUACUACAAUUUGUCACUUUGUUCAUAUUUGCAAGGCUGGAACUCAUUAAUUCUGAACAAUCAGUUGAUUGUAAUCAAAGCAAGAGCUAUUUUAUCUUGAUUACCCUCAGGAAUUAACCUAAAACAUGAUUACUUAGAUUUUUAUAGUUAAUCUUAUUAACUUUUUUAUGUAAAUUGUAACAAUUUAUCCAAAUUAAAUCAUAAUGAUCAACGAGUUA